AUGUGUCACCCCUGCGGUUUUUGGAUUCACAAGACUUGUGCUUUAUCGCCGAGCACCAUCACUUGUAGUGAUCACCCGCACCCACUUCUCCUCGUUAAGCAGCACUUCAAGUUAACCAAUUUCGACCAAGACUGCGAUUUAUGUGGUGUGUACAUUGACGACGAUUUUUGGGCUUAUUACUGUGGCCCAUGCAGAUAUUUUGUCCAUCUGAAAUGUUUCAGUUUCAGAGGAGGUGAAGAUGAGAAUAUAGUUGUUGAACCUCCCGACUCCAAUGUGAUCCAUUUACCGGUGACAGAUGGUUUCGAAGAUUUCAUAAAAAAAUUUGUUGAGCAGUUGGACCUUGAAGAGAGAGAAAGAGAAACAGAGCUGAUGAAGCUUAUGCACAUAAAGCCCACAAGCAUCCCUUGUUUCGAAGUGAAGGUUCGGAGUAUAAUUGCAAUGCAUGUAGCUUUAAGUUCUCUGGGAUUAGAUUCGGAUGUGAUAAAUGCAAGUUCUAUAUAUGCACCCGUUGUGUUGUACUCCCACAUAUUAUCAAUCACAGAUGGGACAAACAUCCUCUCACCUUGA
Messenger RNA from Ilex paraguariensis (yerba mate), 567 nucleotides. The record is from the annotation of a GenBank genome assembly. Lineage: Eukaryota; Viridiplantae; Streptophyta; Magnoliopsida; Aquifoliales; Aquifoliaceae.